This is a messenger RNA of Gadus macrocephalus (Pacific cod), 6849 nucleotides long. RefSeq names its product nuclear receptor subfamily 3, group C, member 1 (glucocorticoid receptor) (gene nr3c1). The transcript is spliced from 9 exons. Gene Ontology annotation, biological process: nuclear receptor-mediated glucocorticoid signaling pathway; regulation of DNA-templated transcription. Gene Ontology annotation, molecular function: nuclear glucocorticoid receptor activity; sequence-specific DNA binding; zinc ion binding. Gene Ontology annotation, cellular component: nucleus. The record is from RefSeq and is a predicted model, not a curated record. Lineage: Eukaryota; Metazoa; Chordata; Actinopteri; Gadiformes; Gadidae. The coding region runs from base 354 to 2738 and encodes 794 amino acids.
AAGGCGGCGCUGCGUGUUGUAAACACAGCCGCCAUGGCGUUGACUCACUGAGAUCUCCAUUUUGUAUGUUUUUCCCAAAGGUUAGCGCCUACUUUCAUAAUGGCUAGCUGUGAUUGACCAACGCAUGUUAGAUUCAUCGCAUAGCGGGGGUUAGAAACUGCAAAAACCUCCAUAAGAGUGCACUCGAGUCGCCCGUGUUCCCUGUAAACACGCAGGAGCAGGCCUAUGAGGAAGAAAACAAGCUCCGUAGUGUCCGCUUCGUGUUGUUAAUGAUACUGGCCAUCAAAACAAUGUUGUCAGGAGAUAUCUAGACACCCCCCAAAACAACACACACACUUUGAACGGAUCACGGGAUGGAUAAAGGCAGAGUGAAGAAGAUACGAAAUAACAGAGAUGACCAUUUAAGCAAACUUUUCUACACAGAAAGCCCCGUGGAUGGAACUCCAUUAAAAGUCGCUCCUCACAGUGCAAUGUCCAUCACAUCUGCCACUGCUGUUGUGCUACCGUCCAGCCCCUUGAUGCAGCCUGGAGAUGUGCCCAACAGCCUCAGCAAUAGUCCACUUCCAGAGGAGCUCACUUCUGCCUCUGGAACUGCCUCUUUUGGCCUCAUACUGGAGGAUUCAGAGCCCAGAGGGGCGUCCAAGGACCAGAGGGCCCAGCAGCAGUUGUUCCAGCCACAGACCACAGCUUCCCUUGGACGCUACACAUUUGGGGAUAACCUUUCCCGGUUGGAGGCCAGCAUAGCGGAUCUUACCCACUCAUCCUCCAUGGAUUCCCUUAUCGGGGGAUCAGACCCUAACCUUUUCCCCCUCAGAACGGAUGACUUCUCCAUGGACAAGGUCGACCACCAUUCCAUGGAUUUGGAUCACGACUCGUUUGGGCACGUUGGGAAAGAUGAGGAGAUGAACACAAAGCUGUUCAAUGACAACACUUUGGACCUUCUCCCAGACUUUGAGCUCGCCGGGUCCCCCUCCGAUUAUUAUGUCGGCGACGACGCCUUCCUCUCCACCCUCGGGGACGACUCUCUGCUGGGGGACAUUUCUUCAGAGAAGGAGUCCAAGCUCACGUUGAGCACUAACGGAGGCGAGCCCAGCUCCACCACCACGCUGAACGGCAGCGGCCUGGCCCUCCGGGAGGACCUGUCGAGCGGCAGCCCAGCCACUCCGGCCUCCCUCACUCCGACCACCCCUCUGGCGGCGAUCAAGAAAGAGUCGGACUCGGCUUUCAUCCGGCUGUGCACUCCCGGCGUGGUCAAGCAGGAGAAGGCGACCUGUGGCCGCGGGUUCUGCCCGAUGAGCAGCGCGUCGUCCUCCUCGUCCGACAUGUCGUGCGCUAGCCCCAUCUCCAUUUGCGGGGUGAGCACUUCAGGGGGCCAGAGCUACCACUUUGGGGUGAACCCGAGCGGCACGCCCACCUCCACCACCAGUCCCGGUGGAGGACAGCAGCAAAAGGAUCAGAAACCCCCCGUCUUCAGCCUCUACCCCCCGCUGACCGGCGUCAGAGAGCCCUGGAGCCGGGUGCAGUCUGCGGGCUCCACGGACAACUUCCCUACCUCUCCUUCCUUCUCCUCCGCCGUCGCCAGUUCGACUUCCAGACAGGAUGGGGUCACCCCCUCACCCUCCACCCAGGGGGGCAAGGCCAGCGGGGGCACCCACAAGAUCUGCCUGGUGUGCUCGGACGAGGCGUCCGGCUGCCACUACGGCGUGCUCACCUGCGGCAGCUGCAAGGUGUUCUUCAAGCGAGCUGUCGAAGGGCAACACAACUAUCUGUGCGCCGGGAGGAACGACUGCAUCAUCGAUAAGAUCCGACGGAAGAACUGCCCGGCCUGCCGCUUCCGCAAGUGUCUGAUGGCGGGCAUGAACCUGGAGGCGAGGAAGACCAAGAAGCUGAACCGCAUCAAGGGGCUCCAGCAGGCCAACCCGGCCGAGCAGGCCCCGCCGCCGCCCGCCGAGUCGCGCUCCCUCGUGCCCAAGUCCAUGCCCCAGCUCAUCCCCACCAUGCUGUCGCUGCUCAAGGCCAUCGAGCCCGACACCAUCUACGCCGGCUACGACGGCACGCUGCCCGACACCUCCACCCGCCUCAUGACCACCCUCAACCGGCUGGGGGGCCGGCAGGUGGUCUCGGCCGUCAAGUGGGCCAAGGCCCUGCCAGGCUUUAGGAACCUGCACCUGGACGACCAAAUGACUUUGCUGCAGUGUUCGUGGCUCUUCCUCAUGUCCUUCGGCCUGGGAUGGAGGUCCUACCAGCAGUGCAGCGGGAACAUGCUCUGCUUCGCGCCCGACCUCGUCAUCAACGAGGCCCGGAUGAAGCUGCCCUACAUGGCCGACCAGUGUGAGCAGAUGCUGAAGAUCUCCAGCGAGUUUGUCCGGCUGCAGGUGUCCCACGACGAGUACCUGUGCAUGAAGGUGCUGCUGCUGCUCAGCACAGUGCCAAAGGACGGCCUGAAGAGCCAGUCUGUCUUUGAUGAGAUCCGCAUGUCCUACAUCAAGGAGCUGGGCAAGGCCAUCGUGAAGCGGGAGGAAAACUCCAGCCAGAACUGGCAGCGCUUCUACCAGCUCACCAAGCUCCUGGACUCCAUGCACGAGAUGGUCGGAGGGCUGCUCAACUUCUGCUUCUACACGUUUGUCAACAAGUCGCUGAGCGUGGAGUUCCCCGAGAUGCUGGCGGAGAUCAUCAGCAACCAACUGCCCAAAUUCAAGGCGGGCAGCAUGAAGCCGCUCCUCUUCCACCAGAGAUGACUGGGCCCCCCCCCGGCGACACGGCAACGACCACCACGACAACCGCAGCACUAGCAGCCGCCGCAGCAGCAGGAACUACAGACAAUGCCUUAAAAUCCGCCCAUCGCCUCAGGGCCUCGCCACCGGUAGGAGGACGAGCUGAAGGCACGAGGACGGAGGUGGUGGGACAGGAACGCGCCGGGAGAACUGGAGGACGGAGAGGGAGGGGCUGAGGCUGAGUGAGUGAGUGUGAGAUGGUGUCUUUCUUGAAGAAGCAGGUAUGCUACUGGAGAAGGGCUUUCAUGCGGUGAAGGAAAAGAAAGGUUUCGCAGAAAGGUGAACCUUUUUGGGUUGCAAAGGCCGACAACGUGAGGGCCGGAACGAGAGGAAGCAUAGAGAUGUUGUUGUUGUUAUUGUGGAGCAGUAGAAGGUGUUUAGUGUGUAACAUAUAGGACUCGUUUUUUUUGAUAAUCACUGAGUGAAAUAGGCUAACCAUCCGUGCUGUCUCAGGAUUACACACACACACACACACACACACACACACACACACACACACACACACACACACACACACACACACACACACACACACACACACACACACACACACACACACACACACACACUGUAUAUCUGCAGUGGUUUGAAAACAGUGUCGACCUGCAGGAAAGGUUCUUAAAAAAAAAGUAUUUUGUACAUUUUCCAAAAAACGUAUCGCAGUUUAUAUCGUUCCCAGUGGGAUGGGGUUGCAGUAUAAAGAUAUUCACGAUAUUCCGCUAUUCAACAGGCAUUUAGGACCUUGGGCUUCUCUGGGACUGUCGGGGCGGAAAUAGUGUUCCGUGUUCCCAUCCACCUGUUCUCCUUUGUCCAAACCCUCGUCAUUUCAACAGCACUUAUCCUGCACCCUCAUGAGUAUGAGUCUCCCCCCCCCCCCCCCCCCCCCACGUGCUAACCUCGACUAUUUGAACAUGUUGUAUGUAAAAGGGAAAAGGAAAAAAGAAACAUGUGCCUUUUUAAAGAAAGCAAAGCUUAAACAUCAGAUUCGUUGCCCUUCUUUUUCCUGUAGAACCGCGUACUACACCUUUCUUCUUAUUGCACGUUUGGAUUUCCCCCUCGAUUCUCUGGGUUUUCCAAUUGGAACGGGCGGCCCAGUCUCCCAUCUGGUCUCAAACAUGAACCACAGUCCUAGGAGGGGUCUAGGUAGUAGAUUUUCUUUAGUCACUUUAGGAAGCUUUCAGCAGCACUUAUACCUCAAACAAAUGUUUUGGAUAUCGGAACUGGAGCUUUGUCUAGUCGUAUCUUUUGCUCCUCCCCUUAUUGUCCCGGGAGUCCACUGAGGGAAUGACACAGGAUUUUGCGUAAGCCAAUCAGAGGAGAAGGGGCAUAAUGUAUCUUUAGUUUUUGGGAGUCUAUUCAGUCAUACUUUAACAGGUCAAAUCUCUUUCAGAGUUUAUAUAUUUUCCAUAAAUCUUUAAAAAGCCUUUAUAGGAUAGAAACAAUAAGAUAUAUUCUUGGGUCUGUGUACAACAUGGUAAACAGAACAUGCAGUUCCAGUUCUGCCAUUGGCUGUCCUUGAUCCUCUGUGUGGGCAUGUUUUCACAAUGCAAAUGCUGCAAAUUAACUUUCUUCCUGUAAAGUGUUGAUCGAUUAUGCUCAAUGACAUGUCAUUUUGAUGACAACAUGCCGAUACAGAGCUUUGGGUGCAGGCGCUGGCUGACUCUCCGGUCAAACCUCACACAUCUAACCUAAACAUUUUUUAAUGCCCUUUUUAGCAUUUGUUGCACCCUCUUGGGCACGUUUUCCUCAACAUCAUUGCUGUUGGAGUUUACACGUGCCUAAAACAUUUCCACGUAUAUAUAUAUAGAUAUAUAUAUCCCUUUAUAGAUCUCUCUCUCUCCAUCUCUAUAGAGAUAUCUAUGUCUAUAAAUAUAUAUAUACAGUACAUAUGAGUUAAGCACUCAACUCCUAUAUCGUGGCUACUACCGUUCCCUAAAGAAUACUGUAGUUGUUGAUUGUGGAGGUCAAGCAGAAUAGGACCUCAAUGGUCCUGGAAUGGUGAGUGCCAAAGCCUCAUUUGUUUUGGUCUGUUUUUCGUUUGCUUUGGUCUGUUUCUUGUUUGUUUUGGUCUGUUUCUGUUAGUUUGGAACACGGAUCACCCUUGAUAGCAAUGAAAAUGUGGUGUCCAAAUGUUUAGACAUCUAAUAUUGUCUAACGCAAGAAUUUAAGACACCUAAAUUACUUACCCUUUCUCUGUUGGACCAUUCAAAUGGAAUACAGGAAAUAGUUAUUAACUAAUCACUGGGCAAUUUUAUUUUAAUGCAAAGUACUUUAAAUAACCUUUGUGUUUAGGAAAGAAAAUUGAUGAAAAUAACAUUCAUAUUUUAAUCAUGGUAGCACUUAUUGGGUUGUCUUCUUGUUUUAAGGUGAACCUUAUCCCUGUCAGUAUGGUUUUAUGUUUAACAAAAAAAUUAUCAAAAUGAAUGUGAAUGCUCAAGAGAAUGAUUGACAGUGGAUUGAGAAUGGAGGUGCCCUUAAUUUCAAGAAUAUUUGGCCAAUUUAGUUUGCAUUUUGUCGCUAGAGUACAGAAUAAUCCAUGAUACAAGUAAUCAGUUUUGCAUUCGUUUACAUGUAUUAUAACUGACGCCACCAGUUUAUUUACAAUGCCAAAAAAAAAAAAUAUAUAUAUAUAUAUAUGUGAUUGAGUGAAUUUUGUAACGCUCCCAUGCUCAGGUUGUCAUUUGAUACAAUUUGCAGAUGCAUUGAUAAAACAUGCUUAACGUCCACUAGCAGACUGUAUAAACCAAAAGAAACCUAACAAACGUGGAGUUAGAAUCUGCGGCGUUAUACUGUGUUUUUAUCAGGGCCACUUUGAGAAAUAACAACACAGAACCCCAGAAAGGUGUCCCGACGUGUCUGCUUGGAGGUAUGAACGGCUGUGCCAUGUACUCCUCCUAAACAGUUUAUCCCCCCUUCCCCUCCCUACCCCAUCAUCAUCUGUUCUCACACCUCCGAUUCAUUUUGUAUCCAAGUUUUUUUUAUAGUAUAGUUCUUGGUGCAAAAAAACAAACAAAAGAAAAACCGACAUUAUUCACAAUCUGCAUAAGGGUGCACUCAUGGGUUACUUUCACAUCCAGUGUGUGUACAAAUCUGCUGCUGUUUUUUAAAACCUGUAUAAAGGAAAGAAAAGAGAAAAACCGCAUACUUGCCUCCUACUGGCUCAAGAAUGUAUCCUGCCUCUCGGGCAUACUACAUUUUUGAGAUUGACAACUAAAUAUGCAAUACUUGUAUAAAAUAAUUACACUUACAGAGUGCAUUUCUACAUGAGACAUGAAAUUGCUUCCUUUUGUUGUUAUUCUUUGUUGUUUUUUCCAAUAUAAGCUAUACACACAAGGGCGGACCUGCAUUUGUCUUCUCUCUCUCUCUUCAGGCCUGAGCUUUUCAGGAAAUACCAUCACGUUACUUUUCACCGCACAAAUAAAGCCUAUUAUGUUAGACGACAAGUUGACCAAAGCAAGAUAUACAGACGAAUUCAACAUAUAUCCACGUGAUUCUUUGGAUAGAAUUGUACAGUUCUUUGUUUUUUAACACAUUUUGUAUUCUAUCUCGGAUGGCUUUGGUCAAGUUGUGAAAUACUGUGAAUAGAAUAGGUUUUAGUCUUUUCACGCAAAACUGUUUGUGAAAGUAAUCGACCAGCUUGAAUCUAAAAGUUUGCACUACCCAAAUAUUGUUUUGAAAAUCUAUUUUGUAUAAAACAUAUGCAGACAUUACCUUUAAAAAAAAAAAAAAAAAAAUGAAAAAAGAUAUCAAGGGCAGAGCAUAUUUCACUGAGAUAUACUUUCUUUAAAACUUUUUUUUGCUUAAAAUUUCAUUUAUGUACAUAUAUUCAAUGAUGUAAAUGUAUUUGUCUCAAAAUACCCAUUUUUCUAACUCAUCUGUAUCAUUUCUCCAUGUAGUGUGAAUCUUAUUGAUCCUUUCCUCCAUUUAUUAAAUGUUUAAAUGUAGGCCUAUGUCUCAGUGGUACUUUAAAACAAAUUGUACACCGAUGCAUUUAUUCAACUAAUUCAAUUCUGAACAAUAAAAAUGGUUAUCACGGCAGCCAAUUGCUCACCAAUAAAUGCGCUUUUAUCAUGGU